AUGGAAGCUUUCAUCAAAUCUUAUGAUGUCAAAGUAUGGCGAGUCACUAAGAAGGGUGACUUUCCUCUCCUACAGUCAAAACCAAAAAAGAAACCAGAAGGACAGGUAUCUACUGAAACCCUUGAUAUUGAUGAUUAUACUGAUGAGCAUAUGGUGAUCGUGCAGAUAAAUUCAAAAGCAAACAACCUAUUAUACAAUGCUAUAAGCGGAGAAGAAUUUGAGAGAAUAUCAAGUUGUGACACAGCUAAAGAAAUGUGGGAUAAACUUGAAGUUACCUAUGAAGGUACCGGUAAAGAUGAUGAAUCCAUUGAAGACAUGUUUGGCCGAUUUAGCAAAAUAGUUGAAGAUCUAAAAUCCUUUGGAAGAGCAUAUUCAAGUGGUGAACAAGUCAGAAAGAUUCUAAGAAGUUUACCCACUUUAUGGCAACCAAAAGUUGUUGCUCUUGAAUACGGAGAUCUCGACAAACUAUCAUAUGAUGAACUUCGUGGAGACCUUACGGACUUUGAGCAAAACCAUCUCUAA
Messenger RNA from Nicotiana attenuata, 522 nucleotides. RefSeq lists its product as uncharacterized. The record is from RefSeq and is a predicted model, not a curated record. Bases 1 to 522 code for a protein of 173 amino acids. The transcript is spliced from 2 exons. NCBI's taxonomy places the organism in Eukaryota, Viridiplantae, Streptophyta, Magnoliopsida, Solanales, Solanaceae.